AUGCCCAAGAACCUUCGAAACUUGCGAUGGGACGAAGAUUCUCUUUCCGUCGACGCUGACCGCUGGUCACAAGUCCAAAGAGUGCACGGGGGGUUGCGUAGGUCAUUACAAUUACAGUCGCCCAACAUAUUCGGAAAGUGCCCUGGGCCCGGCAGCGGUGUCGGCUUCCCCAAUGAUGAGAAACAGGCCGGGGAUGGUCGACUUUGUCGCUGCGACUGCGAACGCGACUCUCUCGCACCCUCCCCCUUUGCAAUGAGCGGCCUCAAAGGCCCGCUCAUUGCGUCCGAGACAGCACUUGGUGGUGAAGGCCAAGUCUGUCUCCCCUUUCGCCAGUUCCAGCCCCCCUCGGGCUGGGUUUGGCUGGACCGCGUCCGUCAUUCUUGUGUCGGCGUCGAUCCAUGUUGCCGGGAGCCAUCUCCCUGCACUAUUUGCGAGGACGGCCGGGUCGGUGGUUCCGGAUGUAGUAGAGACCACCUCGCGGCUCCUCACCAGCGGCGGGAUGCGUGCGCGGGCAACGCCGCCGGGGGCGACGAGUACAACACACCGUUGCACGUGGGCGCCCUCAUCAUCAUCCUAGCCGUCUCGAGCUUGGCCUGCGCGAUCCCCAUGCUCGCCGCCAAGUUUCCCGUCCUCCGCAUCCCGGAACCCUUCUUCUUCGCCGUCCGCCACAUCGGCACCGGCGUCUUGCUGGCCACGGCCUUUGUGCACCUCCUGCCCACCGCCUUCAUCUCGCUCGGCAACCCCUGCCUCUCCAAUUUCUGGACCACCGACUACCCCGCCAUGCCGGGGGCCAUUGCACUCGUGGGCAUCUUUUUUGUGAGUAUCAUCGAGAUGAUCUUCAGCCCGGCGCGCAACUUCACGCCGCGGACGGGGCGGGCAGGGGCAGUUGGGGGUGGCGGGAGUGCUGGGGCGUCAGGGGCAGGGGCACACACCGCGCACGCCUCCAUGGGGGGUGGGCAUUGCAGCAAUGCUGCCGUUGUGGCUGCCAUCACGCGCCCCUCUGCGACUCACCACGCCAGCCUCGAGCUGGCCCCGUUGGAGGGGAGUGCCGCCGCGGGCACCUCGCCGAAUCUUAAGGAGGCUCUGGGAACUGAGUCUCAGGGGUGGAGCCUCACGCCAGAGCAGCGGCACAAGAAGGCCAUCCUGCAGUCCUACGGGUGCACAACACCAAUCGGCCAAGCCAUCGGUCUGGCCACGCAUACCCUGUACAGCCCCGACUCUGAAUUUGGCCUGAUCCUAGUCGGCACCAUGAACGCCGUCUCGUCCGGUUUGCUGGUUUUUGCUGCUUUGAUAGAGCUGCUGGCCGAAGACUUCUUGAGCGAUGAGAGCUGGUCUGUGUUGAGAGGGCGGAGGCGGGUAAUGGCAUGCCUUUUGGUCCUCUUUGGCGCGAUAUGCAUGAGCCUUGUUGGGGCGUGGGCGUAA
Molecule: messenger RNA, 1422 nt
Organism: Chaetomium globosum CBS 148.51
Lineage: Eukaryota; Fungi; Ascomycota; Sordariomycetes; Sordariales; Chaetomiaceae
Exons: 5
Coding region: 1-1422 (473 amino acids)
Biological process (GO): zinc ion transmembrane transport
Cellular component (GO): plasma membrane
Molecular function (GO): zinc ion transmembrane transporter activity
Source: RefSeq, a predicted model, not a curated record